Messenger RNA from Tigriopus californicus, 859 nucleotides. RefSeq lists its product as uncharacterized. NCBI's taxonomy places the organism in Eukaryota, Metazoa, Arthropoda, Copepoda, Harpacticoida, Harpacticidae. Bases 214 to 726 code for a protein of 170 amino acids. The record is from RefSeq and is a predicted model, not a curated record. The transcript is spliced from 2 exons.
UUUCCACUGUCAUAAAACCCUUUCAUUUCCUACAACAAAAUCCAAGUGUAACGACAUAAAACUCAGCGGAAAAAAUGAAUCACUACAUGCCACCCUAUGCUUCGAUCUUGAGUGAUUAAAUGAAUUUCCUAGGUGACAUCGAACUCUGAGGACAAAACUCGACAUGAAACCCCUAAUCGAGACCAUAAUGCUACAGUGGGUUCAGAGUUACUGAUGUACUUCUGUUUCGAUGAUCUGAUCGAGAAAAUGAACCUACUGGAUACGAAGCAAUCCUCCGAAGAAAUAAAAAACAGAUCCGUAGCUCUUACCUGUCCUUGGGUUCCAUUCGCGGAAAAUGCCACAAUCUACAAAUGCUGCCCUAUGGGGCAAUCCCUUGAUUCCACCAUGAAAUGCAAUGAGAAUGUUCACGAUUCUCACAAUUGGCACUUGCCUGUCAAUGGGCAUCUGUACCAUGAGGAAGAGCUAGUCCGUUUAAAUGUGCUUAGAUACAAAUCGGAAAGGACUUACGCGAUUAACAGUGCUGCCAAGAGGGAAUGCCUAUCCAAAAAAAAUUAUCGAGAGUACCGUACGAAUGAUUUCCAUAUUGGACCGGAUGGGAAGCUUCACUCUACGGACUCUCAUGAUGCCAGGCUUCAGCUUCAAGAGUACUGUAUCGACCAGUAUGGAAAAUCAGUGGCUCCAGCCAACCCUGGACCUUCAUCUGAGCAAGAAUUGCAAGUAGAAUGAAUAGCAAGAUGCUUUAUUGUCGUGACGAUCAAUAACAGAGACAUUUCAGAGAUGAUAGAAAUUUCCAUUCCAAUGUGAGUAUCCUGCACAAGGAGGAAUUAAAAAAUUUUUACAAUGAGUUGAGAAAACAGAA